Molecule: messenger RNA, 1647 nt
Organism: Caenorhabditis remanei
Lineage: Eukaryota; Metazoa; Nematoda; Chromadorea; Rhabditida; Rhabditidae
Exons: 6
Coding region: 1-1647 (548 amino acids)
Cellular component (GO): Cul4-RING E3 ubiquitin ligase complex
Molecular function (GO): protein binding
Source: RefSeq, a predicted model, not a curated record
AUGUCGAGGUAUCGAUUUAGAAAGGCGAGGAGCAAUUGGCCGAUGGGAAAUGAUAGCUCCCGGUGGGAACCACCCCCAAUUCAAUUGAAUGAACUCGUCCCCUCCACCGAAGCGGAUGAUCCUGCACCUCCAACACCUGUGAAAACAGAAGAUCAACCGUACGAAGGAGGUCCAUUACAAUGGAAAGGAUAUAUGUAUCAUCCAAGAACAAAAAAGUAUUACAAAAUGACUAGUGAUCCUUCAUUACCACAAGGAUUCUCAAAAGCUGAUCUCGAUAGAAUGGAGAAGGCUCGAGAAGCGAAAUUUCAGGCGAAUCGUCCGAGAUUUACUUCUGGAUCCUUUGUCAAAAGACCGGUCUUCAAACCGAUUACUUCUCUUCUGGAUGAUCUCACGCUUGGUCGCUGUACAAUAGCUCGAAUGGAACGUCACAUCCAUGAGAGUCGUCUUCUGAAUUGUAAUCCGAGACCAUCGUUCACUAUCAAGACACCAAUCGAUCACUAUAAUGUCGCUGGAUGUGAAUUUCUAGAUGUUUCUGAUACGGGAGAUCGUGUCGUUGGAACAUUCACAAUCGCUCCGCAUGGGCCAACACCAAAACAUUCGGCGGUUUAUGUUUUUGAAGUUGAUUCACUCGGGGAUACUAUUCAAUCUGAAUCAGAACGUCGUGAAGCUUAUGAUCUAUUGCCAUUGAGAUCUCGUCCAACUAACAAAGGGUUCAAUACACUCGGAAUGACAGUACAACCAAUGCUCAAUGAUGAUGGAAUGUCAGAUGAGCCAUCAUAUCUGGAUUAUGCUGUUACUCGAUAUGACGCAUUUAUAGUCGAUCAAACACUUGCCAGAGUGGAUGCUGAUGUCACUUGUAUGCUUACGGUCACUGCCAACGAUACUAUAUCUCGAAAUGGAAACGUGUGUUCAUAUUGUACAGUCCAUCUUGAACCACUGGCCGAAUUGAGUGAUCCCGAAGCAAUUCCAACUCUUUCAUCUCCGAUAUAUAAUAAACGUUGGCGUGAAAAAGGAAAUAUUUGGAGUGUCGGAUGGAAUGCACCACAAAUGUCCAUUGGAUUUGGGUUGGAAUCAUGCUUCCGUGUUGAAAAUCUUCUCACGGAUCGCAGUUUUCUGAUGUCGAGUCGCAAAAAGAACGUACUGAGUCAUUGUUUUUCAGCUGAUGGAAAUUUGGUUUAUAUGGGACUCCGUAGUGAUAAUUGUAUUAAAUCCGAUCUUCGAAUGAAUCGAGAUCAUAUCACUGGACAACUGAAUGGAGCAAGUAAUACAACAUUCGUACGAGUUUUAGAGAAAUCGAGACCAGAAUGUGUAGUGACUGAAGGAUUUGAUUCAAUUAUUCGUGUCUGGGAUUUCCGUUGGCCGAAAAAACCAACAAUGGAAAUGCACGGACACAGAAAUAAUUGCAAUCGUCUCAAUGUGUUCUUCGAUAAGGAGGAGAGAUUUGUGUUUGCAGCUGGAUCGGAUGGAUACGUGCGUGGAUGGUCACUGACAUCAGGUGACAUGCUCUGCUCCAUCAAAUCUCCGAAUCAAUCAAAUCCCAUCUUCCCACGUGCCGUUUAUUCGGAUUGUUGGGGUGGCCGUCCAGGCAACUCUGCUCUGAUUGUGGCUGUUGGUGAUAGUAUGAGAGUUCACUCAUUGGAAUUGUAA